AUGACCGACAGCACGAUCCCUCAGCCAGGACCAGCAAAGCUGAAGCGCAAUGCAGGGCCCGAUGAGUGGCUGGAGGCGGCCAAAGACUGCAAGUACCUCUCGGAAGCGCAUAUGAAACAGCUUUGCGAGAUUGUGAAGGAGUAUAUGAUGGAAGAGUCGAAUAUUCAGCCCGUAUCGACACCGGUUACCAUCUGUGGAGAUAUACACGGCCAAUUCUAUGAUCUUCUAGAACUUUUCCGAGUUUCCGGCGGAAUGCCAAACGAGUCUCAUGUCGAAGCACCAAAGUCCGUGAUUACGUCUGCCGAUAUCGAGCCUCCAACUAUCACGGACCCGAAACUGCUGAAGAAAUUAAAGAACCCGGGGGCAGAGGACGAAGGCGGCGAAGCAGCUUCGGAUGCAGGUCAGCGAGAGCGUUCGUCGAGUUCGGGGUCUGCCACCAUUGGCGUUAACCGCAAUUUCGUAUUUCUCGGCGAUUAUGUUGAUAGAGGGUACUUUAGUCUGGAGACAUUGACGCUGCUUUUAUGUUUAAAGGCCAAGUAUCCUGACCGAGUAACGCUCGUUCGGGGCAACCACGAGUCCCGGCAAAUCACACAGGUCUACGGUUUCUACGAGGAGUGCUUGCAAAAAUACGGAAAUGCUUCUGUAUGGAAGGCUUGCUGUCAGGUUUUCGAUUUCAUGACGCUCGGCGCUAUCAUCGAUGGACGAGUGUUGUGUGUCCACGGAGGACUGAGUCCAGAAAUUAGGACACUGGACCAAGUCCGGGUCGUCGCUAGAGCCCAAGAAAUUCCGCACGAAGGUGCUUUCUGUGAUCUGGUCUGGUCGGACCCGGAUGAUGUUGAGACGUGGGCAGUGAGCCCACGUGGAGCUGGCUGGCUUUUUGGCGACAAGGUGGCAGACGAGUUCUGCCAUGUAAACGACCUUACCCUGAUUGCUCGAGCCCACCAGCUCGUCAACGAGGGCUACAAGUAUCACUUUUCGAACCAGAACGUGGUGACCGUAUGGAGUGCGCCCAACUACUGCUACCGCUGCGGAAACCUGGCGUCUGUGUGUGAGAUUGACGAUGACUUGAAGCCGAAUUUCAAGCUCUUCAGCGCCGUCGCGGACGAUCAACGGCACGUUCCAACGACGCGCGGAGGGCGUAGCGAGUACUUCCUGUAA
This is a messenger RNA of Aspergillus calidoustus, 1158 nucleotides long. The record is from the annotation of a GenBank genome assembly. NCBI's taxonomy places the organism in Eukaryota, Fungi, Ascomycota, Eurotiomycetes, Eurotiales, Aspergillaceae.